CCCAGGGAAGCAGCCCGCCACGAAGAAGCAGCCUCCCCCUGCUAGCGCCUUCUACCCCUCCCCAAAGCCCGGCCGCCCGAUCGCGCCCCCCAAGACACUCGAGCAGCUACCAAGCCGUCCCUCUCCAACACAGGACUCGGGAGGAGGACCUGGAAGAGUUCAGGGACCCCCGCCCCUCCGCUUCAGGGGCGAAGAGGGAUAAAAGAGAGGCGAUGGUGGAAGAGAAGGAAGAAAGGAGGAAAGCAGCAGCAGCAGCACUGGGCAGUCCGGCAUCAUUCUUUUUCUUUUUUGGAAGGGGCCUCUGAGCUGAUCGCAACAACCCAGCCCCUGCUGUGCUCCUUGGUCCGGAGAAGAGAGAACUGAGAGUUGGGAGUGUGGGGAGGGCUCCUGCUUGCACUGUCUACGGCUCCUCUCCGGCAUCGGCCCGUCAGCCGGCCGCCCCUCUCCAGUCACCGGCGCUCUUCCCCCACCCUCGGGGGGUCGGUGGCCUCCCCGCUCUGCUCAGGCGCAAGGCUCAAAGAUUGUGGCCUCCUCCCCGCCUUGGCCCCCGAGGCAGCCAGCCGAUCUCCCUCCUUCGGCACCAACCUCUCCAGGCGUGUGGGCGCCAAGGCAGACGAUCCCUUCCCCUCCUCGCCUGGUGCCGCUCCGGCUGCGCUGCGCCGACUACCCCAGCACUAGGAAGCCGGGCGUCCCUCCUUGCGCCCUGCCGCCCGCGCCAUGGCGAGGAGAGCGCAAGCUGAAUCUCCGCGGCGGAGGCGGCGCCGGCGGCGGUAGCAGCAGCCGCAGCAGACCCCGCUGCCACUGCCGCUGCUGCGAGGGCUGCAGCAGCGGCGCCCCGGCCGGCGAAGCUGGGGGCGGGCGCGGCUUCGGCAACGGGGCCCCCAGCAUGAAGUCGCUGCUCCUGAGCCGCUUCUUGGUGCUGCUGCCUUGGGUCCUGCUGGUGAUCAUCAUGCUGGACACGGACGGCAACAACCGGGCACCCUCUCCGGCGUCCGUUCUCGCUCGGCGGCCCCAGCAGCACGAGGGGGCGCCCCGGCGGCCAGAGGCCGAGCAGCAGCACCAGCUGCCCAUUAUCUAUGCCAUCACGCCGACCUACAGCCGGCCGGUGCAGAAAGCCGAGCUCACGCGGCUGGCCAACACUUUCCGGCAGGUGGCGCGCUUGCACUGGAUCCUGGUGGAGGACGCGGCUGUGCGCACCGACCUGGUCAGCCGCUUCGUGGCUGGACUCAACCGAGGGGCCGGCGGCGGCCCGCCCUGCACUCACUUGCACGUGCUCACGCCGCGCAGGUACAAGCGGCCCGGCUUGCCCAGGGCCACGGAGCAACGCAACGCCGGCCUCGCCUGGAUCCGCCAGCGCCACCAGUACUUAUCCCCCCCGCAGCCUGGCGUGCUGUUUUUCGCCGACGACGACAACACUUACAGUCUGGAGCUCUUCCAAGAGAUGCGCACAACCCGCAAAGUGUCUGUCUGGCCUGUGGGGCUGGUGGGCGGACGACGCUACGAGCGCCCUAUUGUGGAGAAGGGCAAGGUUGUUGGCUGGUACACUGGCUGGCGGGCAGAUAGACCUUUUGCCAUCGAUAUGGCAGGGUUUGCUGUGAGCCUUCAGGUGAUUUUGUCCAACCCUAAAGCAGUAUUCAAACGUCGUGGAUCACAGCCUGGGAUGCAGGAAUCUGAUUUUCUGAAACAGAUAACCACAGUGGAAGAACUGGAGCCAAAAGCCAACAACUGCACAAAGGUUCUUGUAUGGCACACUCGAACAGAAAAGGUAAACCUAGCUAAUGAGCCAAAGUAUCACCUGGAUGCUAUCAAAAUUGAGGUAUGACCUGUAAGCAUAAAAUGGGACACAUCAAAAUUAAUGGAUGUCACAGUUAUGCCUACCAAACUCAGUUAAACAUUCAAACACCGUACAGUUUGCUGCUGUGCAACAACAUCCUUUACUGGUCUAAUGAAAGACUUCUGUGCAAACAAUCUGUCUGAUAAACUCAAGUCAGAUGGCUCAAGAUGUACGUAAUUUGUCUUCACUUGUUUUGCAUGUAUCUCUCCAAUCUUGCUUUAGUAAUUUUAAGAAACUAUUUCAAUUUUAGGUUGUUGUUUUUUUAAUGGAAGACACCCAGUUACAUGCAGUGGAACAUUUAAAAAGCAACUGAUCAAAAUCAAUGUAAAAUUUCAAUUCAUUUUUCCAUCCAUAAUGCCAGUUGCCAGAUUAUUUAUGCUCAAUGUUUAUUUGCCCCAGAAUUAAACAGCUUUGUUUUGAAAAACAGUAGACAAGAUGUUAUAGAAUGAAACAGUCACACAAUGGUCUAUGGAUUUCUUUCUUUAAUAUAGGGAAGCAACAGCUUAUCAAUACGAGGCACCAUAAAAUGUAAACACAAUUACUGGCAUAAACCUGGAUACAGCUGUAAAGACAAAAAAUAGACAAUUGAGUGAGUUACCCUGUAUGUAUGUUGUGUAAUAUAUAUUUUUAAAUUAGUCCUCUGUACAUACAUAUGUAGUCAGAUUGCCUAUUUUGAAACAAGAAACUCAAAUAGUUCGCUAACUUCUAAUUUAAAGAAAACUGAUGGAGCCACAGUGACAUCCAGGUUUAUCUCUCUUUCACUAUCUAUUGUCCCUGUUCAGCACAUCAUAGUAAUAUUACAGUGAGAAGAAUGAUGAAACAAAAUCAGUUACACAAGGAAAAACAUUCUUCAGUAAUACAUAUACACUCUUAUUUUAUAUGAUUAACAUUUGUUCAUACAGUACCUUCUACGGGAUUCCUGGGUAGUUGGCGGAGAGGGCUUUACAUAUUAGAGAUAGUACUAACAUGAUAACUAUUUCCCUUAUAUGCAAACGUUUGAUCUAUUACUGAUAAAAUAAUUUGAGUAUGUAGUUGGUCAUGUAGCUCUUCUGAAAGAUAUGAUUCAUGAAAUCAAGUGUACUGUAAAAUGAGAGAGCUGCCGAUGAUAGGUGUUCUCAACCUGCUUUUCACUACAUCAAAAUUUAAGUCAAUACAGACCACAACACGGUCAGUUAAGAUUACUUCUUAAUAUAAACAAUUCUGUGAGGUUGAAGAAGGAGAAAGGAGGGAAAGAUAUAUGUACAUGGACAGACCCAGGAAAUUAAAUGUUUGUGUGCACGGAAUGUCAGGUCUCUAAUCUGGAUGAAGCUUCUAUUGCAAUUUUCAUUUCCAGAGUUGUGUGCUGAGAGUCUGGCCCGAGGAACUUCCAGUCCAUCCUGCCACUGUAUUGGGGGGCUGGCCAAAGCCCAUCAUAUUGCUGGAACUACUCAGAUUCAUUCCAGCCAUUUGCUGAUUCAUCUGUGAAGUGCAUACAGAAUUCUAGUCAGUGUAAAGGUAAAGUGUGCCAUCAAGUCAUACAGAUGUUCAUAUACACAAAUUCCAUACUAAAAUUCAAAUAGUAAAUAAGACCCAAGUUUAAUUUAAAAGAAACCAGCCCACUAUACCAAAUUCUGUCUCAGUAAAGGACAUAUAUGUUCAUAAUACCUAUUAUUCUGAUCACAGAAAUAGGUUCCUUUCAAAUAAUGAAUUGUGCUCCCAGAAAUAUUUCCUUUUUAAAAUAUAGAUUCCAGCUUGACUGACCAAUACUUUUAAAUAAACUUCUGGUUUCUCAAAGCAACACAACUAAGUUAGAAAUAUAUGGUUUUGCAACUAGCAUAAAUGAUUGAAACACCCCAAAGUUUUCAUAUCUAUUCUAAAUCUUGAACUCCUUAAUACUGUCUGUGUGCAAGCAAACACAGAACCUAAAAGCUUGAAGACAUUAGCUUGAGAAUACUAAAAUCCUGUAGUCUGUUUUGUCUCCUCAUUGCAGAGUCGUCUUGAAUAUUUUAGCUUCAAAUGGUAGAGAAUGUAGCAAUCCGAAGUGUAGGGCAAAUAACAGUUUGAAUUGAUAUUUAUAGUAAUGAAGAUAUUUUCAGAUGUUAAAAGUUUUCUGCUUUAUGCAAGAAGCUUUUCUGCCAAGAAGCCGUAUCAAGCUGUAUAAAGGGCCAAUAGAUAGGUUACCAGAGUGGAGCCAUUUCCAUGUGGCUGGGUGCCAUGUCCCUUUGGUAACACCCACAGUAAGCAAUCUAGCGGUUGGGUGAUUGAUGUUGCAACUUCCUAUGCUAACAGCAGUUAUGUUGGCAUAGGAAUUACCUUGCCCAAGUAAUUGCUUCCUACAAACAUUACCACAGAGGAUGGGAUCCAGCCACGUGGAAACUGUGCUCACACUGCUCUGGAAACAUAUGGAAUGACCCUUUAUUACAAUGUAAAAUUUGCAUUCCCGUUUUAGAGAUUGGGGCACCCACAAGUUACUGCUUUUUAUUCUGCUUCACAUUAAACAGAGCUGUUAGGCCACUUAUGGCUCUAGUUCUCAAAUCUCAUAAUUUUAAAUGCUUUUUUUUCAAAAAGCAACUAAAAAUGCCAUUUUGCAAUAAGUAAUUACUAUAGAUUGUGGUUGUAGGAAAUGUGCUAAAGUCUAGGUGAUUUUAUUCCAUCAUUCCUAGACCAUUUAGAAAAAAGUACUGGGGUGGUGGGGCGGAGAUUUGCUAAUAUUUUAUAUAUCAUUCAAGACAACGAUGCAUUACCUUGUAAAUGUCAUUUGAUGCAUAACAGACUAAGAAACAUUCUAAAUUAUUAGGAACUAAGGUUGUUAAAGCCAUUCUUGUGUCAUGCCAUGUUAGGACCGUUAAACUGUUUCCUUUCCUGAAAGCCUUCUACAGCAGCAUCAUAUUGAUAAUUGAACUACCCUUUGGAAAAAUUAUUUAAUGAUAGCUAAGUCCUUAUCCCAUUCUCCCCUCCAAGUUUCCACUAGACUAGAGCCUCUUUGUGCUCUAAAGGUUUUAUGGGACAUGCUUGUACUUUCCUUCAGUAACGCACAGCUGGGAGUGACUGAUGCAGAAGUGCAUAUGCUGGUUUAGGAAGUGGACAGUCACAUCACAUUGUCUGCAAAGGGGUUUAUAGCUGCAGCGAGGGGCCACAGCCAGAAACGGGCAGAAUAAGAUGAUUUCACAGGCCACAUUAGAGUUCCAAGCUACGUGCUAAGCACCUUUGCUCUAGCUGCUUUCCACACCUGCUAAUUCUUGAUUCAAUUCAAGCUACUGAUCAGCUCACCAGCCCAUACAUUUGAGGACUUGUGUGCCAUCCUAGGUAAUUAUAUUCUUUUGUAAGCCAGUGGUUAUCAAAGAGUUACCAUGGGCCUGUUCGUAGGAAGCUGCCUUAUAUUGAGUCAGAUCCUGGCCCAUUAAGCACAGUAUUGUCUACACUGACUGACAGUGACUCUCCAAGGUUUCAUCCAGUCCUACCUGAAGAUUGAACCUGGAACCUUCUGCUUGUCAUCUGUGUGCUCUGUCACUAGUUAUGGCUGUAUGCUCUUCUUACGUUACUGCAGCCAUGUAGUUACUGCUCCCUUGGCAGAAACCCAUACCACACUGUAGGGAGCAAGCAGGCAGAUUGUGCAAUAGGCCUCCCUCUCUUGUCAAUGUCACCAGCCCCAAGCCAUAGGAUUGUUUCCUAUAGAUGUUACUGAAGCAGUGUGGGAUCCAGCCCUAAGAGACAACCAUGCUGCUCUGGCAACUUAGUACAGGCCCUAUUGAAUAGUUGUCCUGAUUCUUAAGCUUACAGGGAUCUUUAAAUCAGAAAUAAUUUGUUGGAAGCUCAUGAUAUGGAUCAUGAGGACUUUAGGCUUAAACAGAUACAAAUAAUGCAAGUUUACAGCUCAGUUUACUUGAAAUGCUAGUGGCACGACUAAUUUACAACUAAGACUUCACUCUAUAUGAGCAAGUAUUGCAAAAUUAAGUUUUGAAAACAAGAUCAAAAUGUUAAUUACACAUUCUUUUGGAUUUUUAUCUGCUUACCUAGAAAACUCUUAGUGUCCCGCCCUCCGAUUGUUAAACUAAAGCCAAAAGUAGGACCUUUUGGUUUUUUUUGAUCUAGUUUACUUUUUAUAGCUUAAAUGCAUCACUUAACUAAACCAAUGUCUGCUCUGAUACAAUCAUCCAAGAUAAUCACAAAUCUGGCAGAGGCUACAGACUUCCUGAAAUAACCCCUUCCUAGUAUGUGAAAUUCAACGCUAAUUCACCAAGUUCCUGCCCUCCCAUGAACAACAACAAGAAGAAAGACUCCCACCUGAGAAAGGUUCCAUUGAGUUGGCUGAGUUGGCUGCAUACCAUAUUUAUUUUGUGCUGGGGCUAUCUGCCCAACCAUAGUUCCUUGGGGUCCAACAACAUUUUGAGGAAGUCCUAAACCAGCAGACUGUGCUGGGACAGAAAAGCCAUUCGGCAUGCCUAUGCCCACCAUCAUGCCUGCAUUCUGUCCUAUAACAGGCACCGACUGUCCCAUCAUGUUUCCCAUCAUUCCAGGGGCUGCAGGCACAGGCACUCCCAUGGCAGGAAAGCCUUGAAAAUGACUUGAUGAUUGUGCAGGGAAGGGCAUAGGUUGCUGGCCCAUGAAUACACCUAAAUUGUGUAGAAGGGAAGAGGAAAAGGAGAACACCUUUCAUUGUAGUAACAAAGACUUACAUUCUAAAGACUUAAAUUCUAAAAUUCUAAAUUUAAACUGCAAGAAUGCUUUUGCAAAAGCAUGCUUUUCUACACAGAACUUCAGUUACAUUUGUCAAAAAAAUGCUAAGCAAGAGAGGAGGAAGCAAAGUGGCUGUGUUGCUGAAUUACACUCAAGAUCCACUCGGAUUUUUAUUUAUUAGCGACAAGCUCCACAUUCUUAAGAGGAGGAAUUCUUUUAUACCAGAAGUGUAGGGGUGCAAAUUCCAGAGGUCUAGCCACAGGUGACUGGCCACUAUGUUGCUGAAGAGGAUAGGAAGCAGGCUCUCCUUAGCCCCACAACACUCCCAGUGUGGAGACACAGGACUGGCCACUGCCUUCACUGCUGCCUCUUAAUCUUUCUCCCUGCUCCAGCUUUAUCCUAUUUAUCCAAGCUUUAUCCUCUCUAGCAGCUGCUAGAAAGAAAUCAAGGGCUGGGAAAGUGACAGAAAAAUGACUGCAAGCCACUUGGCUUAGUCUCAGGCAGGCCAUUUGUGAGUUAUGUAACUUAUUUUGGCUUCUGGUUUAGCCUUUAGAAUGUUGCCUUCCCCUCCAUCCCCCCCCCUCCAAAAAUAAUUCUUUUCAAUAUAGAAAUGUUUUCCCCCUGCAUCAUAACCAACCACAUUAUUUAUGUGCUGUUUCUAGUCAACAAAGUGGCUUAAAUAUUAAAACAACCCAAAUAGGUAGCAAUAAACACAGCAGUGAACAACAUUAUACUAUAGAACAAAAUGCUUCCUGGAACAAAGCAAACAAAAAAGCCUUUGCUUGAUCUCUAAAAGCAGCCAGAGAGGGGGCCAGUUAGAUCUCCCUGGUUCAGGAAUUCCACAAAUAAGUGCCGUCACUGAAAAAGGCCCCGUGCCUGAUAUCCACCAAUCAAAAUUCUGUCCAUGGCAGGCCAGAGAGCAGAGCUUCUGUGGUAGAUCUUAAAACUCAUAAGCUCAUAUGGGAGAAGGCUGUCCUUUAAGUAAACUGGUCCCAAAUAGUUUAGAAAUUUAAAAGGUUAAUAUCAGCACCAUGCAUAGAGCCCAGAAAUUUAUUUUUAUGAAAGAAUGAGAUUAGGAGUUUCACUAGUGCUCUCUCUCUCUCUCUCACUCCCAAAUAGAAAUAUGAAGGCAAAUUCUUCAAUGUUCACCCUUCUCUCUAGUUGUCUUAUUUUUUUCAUUUCCCCCCUUUCAUACCAAAUUCUCCUCUCAGCAUUUCCAUUGCUUUCUAGUAUCCUUUUUGCGCACAAUCCUCUUCCUCUUGGCCCUUUACUUUCUCCACAGCUUUAACAUAUCCUAAAUCCCCCUCACACCUUCUUUUUUAUAUUUUCCAUUCCUUCCCACAUUUUCAAAAAUAUUUUAACUUCACUUUCCCUCUUUAUAUUCUUCCCUUCUCUCUCGUCAGUGGCUCUACAGAGCUUAAACUCAUGCCAGGGCUCCCUAGAACUCUGCUCCAGAAGCUCCUUCAGUAGUGGAACACAGGUCUGGAAGAUGGCAGUAACAACCAGAAGGGUAGCAACCAUAUGCAGAGUCCUUUUCUCUUAUCAAUGAAUGAAUAACCAGCAGCUACACAGGGGAGGAAGGUCUCCCCAGUCAGAGGCCAUCAUUUUCAGUUAAGCCUGAUUCCUGGCAUCUCUACCUGAAAGCAAGGCAGCAGGAUGGAAAGGGGGAAAACAACAAAAGAGAACAGGAAAUCUCAUCUUACUAGCCUGUUCAGGACUUUGCCUUAUGCCACAAUGGCUUCUAAGAUUUGAAGAAAUGUUUGCACCUAGGAAUAAAAGAUUUAACUAACAGUUGUGUGAACAGCUGUAGCACUCCAGGAUCAUUCUCAAUCUUGAAUAAUUUUGUUCUUUAGACUUCUUAGAUUUUAGUUUUUCCACUGCACAAUGGGGAAAGAAAGCUUGUGUUGUAUAUACUUUUCAGAGAACUGCCCCACCCCCAACCUACCUAUUGUAGGUUUGAAAAGCAAACUGGAAAACCAAUUACCUGGAGGAUUUUGCUGCGGCAUGGUCCCUGUGCCAUACAGCGACAAUAUGGAGUCUUUGGAGAGCUGUUUCUUUGCUGACUCUUCCAAUUUUGUUUGUUCAGUGAACAGAUCAAGAUCUCCAGAUGCAGCGGAUAAAGUGGCAGCUGCAGGGUUAGUGGAAGCGCUCUGGGAAAUAAAGGUCAAAAGGACACUACUGAAAGAAAUUACUAGUGGAAGUGUUAGCUGAAGUGGUGUGCGCCUUUUCAUUCCUAAGCUGAGCAAAAAGCAAUUUAGUUAUGAGAUUAGUACCGAACUUGCCAAUUACUGGUGCCAAACAUCUGAAAGCACUGUAAGGACAAAGUUUUAAUGUUACUAAGACAAAAAACUAGGAACUUUAAUACUUUAUACAUGUUUCCUCUAUAGGUUGUUUAAAUCACAAUUACACAGGGUAUGAAGAUUCAUCAAGAAGCUUAUGCAGUGUGAAGCAAAAUUAGGGCAGCACCACACUUCAUGGAGGAAAUGUGUCUGCUACCUGUACACUAAUGUUUCCUUCAGUAAGCAUAUAAAAUAUGGAAGCCAGCCACAUGCCUUUAAGAAUCUUGACUGGUCCAGGGUUUUCAGACAUGUAUACAUGGAUAUGUCUUCCCAUUUCCUCUGCAUACAGCCAUGUUACACCAAAGGAACUAAGUUUGCUGCGUAAGCUGUGGAGCUACCCUUUGAUAGAAAUCAAACUCAGAACUUCUCAGGAUACUGCAGGAUGGUGUCUUAUAAAUGUGCCCUUUUCCACUAUUACUACAGAGUACUUGUAUGCAGGAUUGUAGCUGACUUACUGUAUGUAACAUACCAACUUAUUUUCACAAUCUGCCAGCAUUUACCAAAUAAACACAGAACUGCAACA
Messenger RNA from Hemicordylus capensis (graceful crag lizard), 9352 nucleotides. RefSeq names its product beta-1,3-glucuronyltransferase 2 (gene B3GAT2). The record is from RefSeq and is a predicted model, not a curated record. Gene Ontology annotation, cellular component: Golgi membrane. The transcript has 4 exons. The coding region runs from base 887 to 1822 and encodes 311 amino acids. NCBI's taxonomy places the organism in Eukaryota, Metazoa, Chordata, Lepidosauria, Squamata, Cordylidae. Gene Ontology annotation, biological process: carbohydrate metabolic process; chondroitin sulfate proteoglycan biosynthetic process. Gene Ontology annotation, molecular function: galactosylgalactosylxylosylprotein 3-beta-glucuronosyltransferase activity.